Talaromyces stipitatus ATCC 10500 is the source of this 1315-nucleotide messenger RNA. Its product is annotated as protein transport protein sec22. The record is from RefSeq and is a predicted model, not a curated record. Gene Ontology annotation, cellular component: endoplasmic reticulum membrane; SNARE complex; ER to Golgi transport vesicle membrane. Bases 105 to 716 code for a protein of 203 amino acids. Gene Ontology annotation, molecular function: SNAP receptor activity. The transcript is spliced from 4 exons. Gene Ontology annotation, biological process: vesicle fusion with Golgi apparatus; retrograde vesicle-mediated transport, Golgi to endoplasmic reticulum; endoplasmic reticulum to Golgi vesicle-mediated transport. NCBI's taxonomy places the organism in Eukaryota, Fungi, Ascomycota, Eurotiomycetes, Eurotiales, Trichocomaceae.
GAUCUCCGCAAUCUGUUCAAUCCAGUGUUUAUUUAUUCUUUGAACGACGUGAUCUUUGGGAAAAGAGUUUUUGAGAAACACUUGGGAGAAUAGGAAGAGGAGAAAUGGUCAGGUCAACUCAGAUCGCGAGGAUAGAUGGCCUCAUGUUGGCAGCUUCUGUGGAUGACGACCAGGCGGAAAAUGAAUUGGCGCAAGUCAAGUCCCAAGCAAAGAUGAUCUUCAGACGCUUGAGUCGCAACUCUGCGCCAGAAGCCAGUAUUGAGUCUGGACAAUAUACACUCCACUACCUCAUCAAAGAUGACGUUUGCUUCCUAUGCAUCUGCGACAAAUCAUAUCCACGGAAACUCGCGUUUACAUAUCUCGCCGAUAUAGCCACCGAAUUUACAACAACAUACUCCUCCCAGCAAUACAAUUCCCCAAACCUGCGACCAUAUGCCUUUGUCGAGUUUGACACAUUCAUCCAACGAACCAAGGGGACCUAUCAGAAUAGUCGCGCAGCUGCAAAUCUCGAUAAGCUCAAUGACGAGCUCCGUGACGUGACCAAAGUCAUGACGAAGAAUAUUGAAGACCUAUUAUAUCGAGGUGAUAGCCUUGAGCGUAUGGGUGAAAUGUCCGGGAGGUUAAGAGAGGAUAGCAUGAAAUAUCGCAAAGCAGCUGUCCGUAUCAACUGGGAGCUCUUGAUGAAACAGGUAGAUGGAAUGCACCAAACGAUGUGACGUGGAACGAGGCUAACAUUUUCCCAGUACGGUCCGUUUGCUGCAGUUGGAUUCAUCAUGUUGUUUUUCAUUUGGUGGCGCUUCUUUUAAUUGAUACCCGUGCCCUUACCCCUGAAUAACAACCCCUUCGUAUAGAUAUAUGACUUUUGAUGAUCCGUAUGCAUAGCGACGGUGGUGAGCUUAUGCGAUGCGCUUUCGCUCUGAUGUUUCGAAAUACUGAAAUUGUAACCACCAGUUGAUCUGUAUUAAUAGUAUUAAUGAACCUGCUUAUUCAAAUUUCAUCCUCUUCCUCAUCAAAGUCAUCUUCCUCUCCCAUAUCAUAUAAGAUCCGACCACCUUCUCCAGGACCAUCGCCGGAUUGAGCGUCGAAGUACGGUAGAACAACACCCUCUCUAUCGCGGCGCUGGCGUUCCGUAAGCUUCAAUUCAAAGGUAGACCCUGGCUCUGUCUGCUCUGGUGCGCCCACAUCCUCGUCCGGCCGUCGGUACAGAGGAUGAUCUUCUAGCAACGUGAUGACCUCCUUGACUUCUUCGGUCGAAUAGCGACCUGCAGGCGGCAUAAAGUACCACUCAACAACCCCGCGUCCGCUUUUCCUCCGA